UAACACUCACACGGUUGCCAUGGACCUGCAUAAGCAGUGGGAGAACACAGAGACUAACUGGCACAAGGAAAAGAUGGAGUUACUGGACCAGUUUGACAAUGAAAGGAAAGAAUGGGAGAGUCAAUGGAAAAUCAUGCAGAAGAAGAUAGAAGAGCUUUGCCAUGAAGUGAAGCUUCGGAGGAAAAUCAACAUGAAUGAACGUGCUAAGAUCCUUGAUCAUGAUCGUGAAAAAGCGAUUCAAGAUAAAGUGGUGGAAUCUUCUCCAAAUUACCCCAAUUCAGGACAAUGCGAAUUUACAGGGAUGAAUCACGGGGAUGAUCUGGAAAAAGAAAAUAAAACAGAGCAGAGCUUACUCCGUGAAGGAAAUCAAAUGUGUAAGGAACAAAAAACAACAAAAAAGUCAAAAGUAGGGAUUAUGGAUCCUUUGGCCACAGAUAACCAAAAACAAUGUGGGGCGUGCCCUGGCCUGAGGCCUUCCAGGGUAGAGGACAGGAGCUGUUCUGGCGCCCUCAACACAGCUCUGGAAGAACUUGCGAAAGUUAGUGAAGAAUUAUACAGCUUUCAAGAGGAAAUCCAAAAGCAGUCUAACCACAGAAGAAUGAAGUCAGAUUCUUUUCUUCAGGAAAUGCCCAAUGUAAUUCAUAUGCGUCACAGAGACCACAUGAUCAACGAUGGCCAGGGCAUUCUUCCGAUUGAUUUAGAAAAAGAAAAGCAGAAAAAUAGAAAGAAUCUGAGCUGUUCCAGUGCGCUCCAAAGCAAUUCUAUGAAAAAAUAUGAAUUUGAUACAAUUGAUCUGCAAAGAAAUGAAAUUCCACCACUUCCUCCUCCAAGAAGCACAUCUCGAAAUUUUCCCAGCUCAUUUUCUGAACAAGCUCAUGAAAGUUUGAAGGACAGUUUAGACCACAACAGCCACAUGGCCCAAGAGGGUCAAGGUGAAAGGAACUACAGUCCUGAUUUCCUUUUGAGGCUGUGUCUAAAUGAAGGGAAGACUUUGAAAGAUGGUAUCAUGUUCCCUUUGUUGGCACCCAAAACCAAAAUAGAUAACCAGCAUCCAUGUGAUGAAAGUGUUGGACUUGGCAUGUGGUCAUAUGACACAGGGAUCAGUGCAAAAAAUAGUCCCUCUACAUUGUGGUAUCAGAAAAUCUGCUCUACUCCCAAUAAGCCAAAAUGUGAAAAGAUGAUUCCAGAUCAUUCUGCUAAAUCUCAUCCUGAUCUUCAUAUAAGUAGUGACUGUAGCUCUUCAGUGACAGAGAGCAGUGGGUCACUUAGAAGUUUCAGUUGUGACUUUAAGAGGACAACUAGGAAUGAAAAGCUGGCAGCAAAGACUGAUGAAUUUAACAGAAUUGUAUUUAGAACAGAUAGAAAUUGUCAGGCAAUACAGCAAAAUCAAAGCUACUCAGAAUCAUCUGAAGAUCCUAAGCCCUGUGAUACCUUAAUUACUCAUACAGGUAACAUAUCAGAAAAUGAUGAUGUGUCUGAUAUUCUGAAAACCAGUGUCCACGUGCCCGUGCCUGUGCCCAGAGAAAAUGUGCCUGACAAUCCCACCAAAAAAUCCACAACAGGCCUCAUCAGACAAAUGCAGGAACACAUGAGUCCUAGCAGUUAUCGGAGUAUGCUCCAAGAGCACGACUGGAGACCAAGUAAUUUGUCUGGCCGGCCAAGAUCAGCUGAUCCUAAGUCAAAUUAUGGUGUUGUGGAAAAGCUGCUGAAAACCUAUGAGAAGUCAACAGGGCCUGCAUUGCAAAAUUCUAAAUGCUUCCAGGAUAAUUGGACCAGAUGUAAUUCUGAUGUCAGUGGUGGGUCCACAUUAAGUCAGCAUUUACAAAUACUUCAAUUAGAACAAGAGCUUCAGCAAAACACAGCUAUGUAUGGAGCACAGCAAGUUAAACGACGAGUAGAUUGGAAAAAGAUAACAGAGGAAUCCAUGGCAGUGAAAUCUUCACCUGGAAAAGGAUUUUCCCGACCUGCUAGACCAGCAAAUCGCCGUCUCCCAUCCAGAUGGGCCUCGAGAUCUCCAUCGGCGCCCCCCGCCUUGCAGAGAACUACCCCCAGCUAUACCAUUUCUCUGCAAUCUGCAGCAUCGAUGGUCUGAGUCUCUGGCCUGGAUUGCUAGAUGACAAAAGUCCUAAUUGCCAAACAGAGCAUUCUGAGUGUUUACAGCCAAUCCGGUCUCUUCUCUGUCUUUCAAGAUCACUGGGACAGACAGUUUAAAUCUUAACUUCCCAUCAGUCUUCAGUGUUUUUAAUCUAUGGAAUAAUUAUCUUCCUGUAUUUUGAUUUCUUAGAUCAGAAUUUUUUAAUGCCAUCUUCAUUAAUUUGCCAAUAUGAUUUAAGUCAAAACAAUGUACUAUAUUGUAUAUUCUAUCUUUCUUGCAAGUGGCAGAAAGCAAGGUUAUGUGCAUGGCCAUGUGUUUGUAGGUGCAUGUGUUGAAACAGGAAGUAUCCUAGUAUGUACUUAGAUAAGAAAAACUUCUGUGCUAGUGUUGACUUUGAAAUUAUAAUAUGUAUACCUAUA
Messenger RNA from Lynx canadensis (Canada lynx), 2514 nucleotides. RefSeq names its product KIAA0408 ortholog. The transcript has 5 exons. The record is from RefSeq and is a predicted model, not a curated record. Bases 20 to 2092 code for a protein of 690 amino acids. NCBI's taxonomy places the organism in Eukaryota, Metazoa, Chordata, Mammalia, Carnivora, Felidae.